AUGCUGUGGCUUGCCUACGCAGCGUGCGCCGGAGCCGGCCGUUCCGCCGCUCGACGAGGAGAGUUCGCUGGUAUCGGAGCCAACGGCCGCCGUUUCUACUCGCCGCCCCUGCCGCAAGAAGCAGAGGAUGGGAUCGUCGGAUUGGAGGCCGUCGCUGGGGUCGAUUUCGGAGGACGUCACGUCGCUGCCGACGGAGAGUCCCCGGAAAGGCUCGGCGGCGUCCACCGCGAGGGACGCCAAGAAAAGGAGCUCCCCCAAGGUUCGCUACCGCAGUUACAACGACGGUUACGGGUCAGGAGCUUCGAUGCCGACGAUGAUACCAACAUUUUCUCCGACGCCAUUUAUGUUCUAAAGUGUAGGGUUGAAUUUAUAACCGCAAAUGUGUAUAUAAUUAUUAUACUUGCGAGCUAA
Molecule: messenger RNA, 411 nt
Organism: Sphenostylis stenocarpa
Lineage: Eukaryota; Viridiplantae; Streptophyta; Magnoliopsida; Fabales; Fabaceae
Source: the annotation of a GenBank genome assembly